CACACACCCCACACACACACACACAUCUUUCCCAUUCACAUGCAGCUCUCUCUCUCUUUCUCUCUCUGUGUGGCGCCAUAGUGUAAAACGCUGCAGCUCUUCCAGGCGAACAGUCAGAGGCUGUUGCCUAUAACACACACACACACACACACUCACACAGACCCGUCCUCAUUCAGCGACCGGCUCACUUUCUCACCACACGCUUCUACUCGCCUCCUCACAGCAUCUGCCUCCUUCUGGAGCGAGGUACCAUGCGUCCUCCUCCUCCGUUGCGCUUGUCCUUUGCAUUCCCAGGGUCCCUUCACCACCCAGGGCUCUAAUGCUUAAAAACCAAGAGACCCUUAACAAAAAAGAAAAAGCAGCUGUGUGACUUCCUACAGGAAUUUGGAGACAGAUCAACCCGUUUUGUUUUUCGUUGCCGCUGUUGCUUGUGAGGGAAAUGCUGCAUGUGUUUGGAUACAUAUCUGCACUGGACUCCUGAUCCCUCUCAAAAGUUGUGAGCGAGUCCGAAGACAUCCAGACGUCCAUCCGUGCAUCUUUCUACUUGACCGCCGGCAACUCGCUGUUUUCCAGGUGCAGACAGACUGGCUGGGGAAUCCCUCACACUCUGACCAAGACCCUGACAUGUCCGGCCGUGAGAAGCUGCACGAGACGGCGACUCUUCCCUUAAAGCAAACCGAACAACCUCCUCGUUGCCUCAUGCAGUUUCCACAUGAGCUUCAGCAGAACUAGGCAGGACUGGCUCGCUCUCAACUUCACAUAGUCUCAAUCCCAGCUUCCGCAGACAGACCCGGAGGCUCUCAAGGGCGUUAAGGGCACCAACAGGGUCCCGUUUGUCUUGGAGCGUUCUUGCGGCAGUCUGCCAGCAGCCAUGCAGGUGUCCUUCGCGUGUACGGACCACGGGCUGAAGGCCCCUCGCAACGGCGAGCACAGCAAGCAGAACGCCACCAGCCCCAACACGACCAGCCAUGCCCGCGCCCGCUUCCGCACCGUGGCCCUGAUCGCCCGCAGCCUGGGCUCCUUCACCCACCGCUACCACCACAACCUGAAGGAGUCCACCGCCAAGUUGACCGGCAUGAAAUACCGGAACCUGGGGAAAUCUGGUUUACGUGUCUCCUGUGUGGGUCUUGGAACAUGGGUAACAUUUGGAGGUCAGAUCUCUGAUGAGGUAGCAGAGCAGCUGAUGACCAUUGCCUAUGAGAGUGGGGUCAACCUGUUCGAUACGGCCGAAGUCUACUCUGGGGGAAAAGCAGAGAUAAUCUUGGGAAACAUCAUCAAGAAGAAGUGCUGGAGGAGAUCCAGCCUUGUGAUCACCACAAAGCUCUACUGGGGAGGAAAAGCAGAGACAGAGAGAGGCCUCAACCGAAAACACAUCAUUGAAGGCUUAAAAGGUUCCCUCCAGAGGAUGCAGCUCGAAUAUGUGGAUGUGGUUUUUGCCAACCGGACAGACAGCAACACUCCUAUGGAGGAAAUUGUGAGAGCUAUGACUCAUGUGAUUAACCAAGGGAUGUCCAUGUACUGGGGAACAUCUCGCUGGUCUGCCAUGGAGAUCAUGGAAGCCUAUUCUGUGGCCAGACAGUUUAAUCUUAUUCCACCGGUGUGCGAGCAGGCUGAGUAUCAUUUCUUCCAGCGGGAGAAGGUGGAAACUCAGCUUCCUGAACUCUACCAUAAAAUAGGUGUGGGUGUGGUCUCUUGGUCUCCUCUGGCAUGUGGGAUUAUCACCGGAAAGUAUGAAAACGGCAUCCCAGAGUCCUCAAGAGCUGCAAUGAAGCCAUAUCAGUGGUUGAGGGAGAAGAUAACGAGUGAGGAUGGAAGAAAACAGCAAUCCAAACUAAAAGAACUGACUCAUAUUGGAGAAAAAUUAGGAUGUACCUUGCCACAGUUAGCCAUAGCCUGGUGCUUGAGGAAUGAGGGCGUCAGCUCAGUGCUCCUGGGGGCCUCCAAUCCCACGCAGCUGACAGAAAACCUGGGAGCCAUUCAGGUAAUUCCAAAGAUUACAGCAGGUAUUGCUUCAGAAAUGGACCAUAUUCUGGGCAACCGUCCACACAGUAAAAGGGACUACCACCACUAGGAUGGACACUUUCUACUAAACUACGCUCAUAAGGCUUUUCAAAGCUCACUUUUCACAGCCAUGGCACCAUAAGUGCGUGCCCAUGACUGCGUGUAUCUGUGGAGGACUGUGUGAUUGUACUUGGCUCUUUCAACUCAUAACUGUGAAGUGGGCUACAUGACGACAAAGCGUGCAUGCAAAACCAGCCAGUUAUCAGACUGAACACGAUUUGGAGGAUCCAUCAAGACAAUUCCCUGCAUCGAAAAGAAAAACCUCACCAACAGCGAACUCUGCAGUAGGUGCUCACCCAUAAAGUGCUGGAAAAAGAAUAGAAUUAAUUGUUUAAAUACUCAGUUAAAAUGGCUGUCAGUGCAUGUAGAGAAAACUACUGAGGAAUUAAUUACUCUAAGCAUCCAAUUAAGCAUAGCAGAGCACUAUGAUAAUAGAUUAUUUGCAUCAAAAUGGACCUAAUGCUAGAGAAAUCUAUUUUACUCUAUUUUACUGUAUAAUGUAAAAAGAAUUACAAAUGGUGAUUAUAAUGAGCCAUAUUUCAGCACAAUGAAUGAACAUUCCCCAAUGCAGCUGGAGCUUGCUUGUCCAUGUGAUUCCUUCAGAACUGGAAGAUCUAAAUGUCAGCUAAACAUUGUUUUUUGCUAUCGCCAUAAAAAAAGUUUAAUUAGUUUAA
Poeciliopsis prolifica (blackstripe livebearer) is the source of this 2735-nucleotide messenger RNA. RefSeq names its product potassium voltage-gated channel subfamily A regulatory beta subunit 1b (gene kcnab1b). Gene Ontology annotation, biological process: potassium ion transport; transmembrane transport; negative regulation of delayed rectifier potassium channel activity. The transcript has 15 exons. The record is from RefSeq and is a predicted model, not a curated record. Gene Ontology annotation, molecular function: transmembrane transporter binding; voltage-gated potassium channel activity; potassium channel regulator activity. NCBI's taxonomy places the organism in Eukaryota, Metazoa, Chordata, Actinopteri, Cyprinodontiformes, Poeciliidae. Gene Ontology annotation, cellular component: juxtaparanode region of axon; cytoplasm; extrinsic component of cytoplasmic side of plasma membrane. Bases 872 to 2071 code for a protein of 399 amino acids.